GUUCAUUCGCCGUUCGCAGAAGUUGGUAGUCAGGAGCCACAAUGGCGUUUGUAGUCUGUUUCAGAUAGGGUUGUGGAUGAUAUAAAAUCCACUAACAUCGCCCUAAAUACAGGCCUGGUUGAUUUCCAGAGCCAUUAAUAAUAAACUGGAACAUUUACUACACACGAAAAUACUAUGAUUUCUUAUCAACAUUGAGUUUAUAGAGGAUAAAACUUACAUUAAAAGGAACAUGUAAACAGCAUCUACCGGGUCAAGUUUUCAUUUUGCUGGCGAAGCGAGCGUCUUUAAUUCAAGACAUUUGCUUGUUUCGAACAGCUAAGAACGUUAUUUUGUGGAAUAAAAAUACUUUUACUUAACUUGGCUCCGGACACGGACAGCUUUCACAAAAGGACUUUUUUCUUUUUUAUCAGUCUGCUCGCUAGCUACCGAGCAUUAGCUAGCGGUGCUAGCUACGUUGAGGCGGAGAAGACACCACAAUGCUCCAAUGUCUGGUUUGGACCUUUUUAUCCAUUGACCAACUCGGAGCUUAAACGCCGCAGCUCAAGACAACCACUUUGGCAUUUUAAACUCUUUUUUUGGACUAAGUCAGCCGGUGAUCUGAUGGAAUGAGUCGACGCUAAGGAGGACAGGACGUGAGCGGCCUAGAGUGUUUAUUUGUGUUUAUUCUUGUGUUGUUUCUGAUCGGUAACACUUGUUUUUGGGACUUGGAGUAGCUUCCUUUUUUCCUGUUAAUGAUCUGCACGGAUCACGGAGACCGAGCCACAGUACAGGCACCGACGCCGGCGCGAGGUAUGCCUGGGUCGGACCGACACCAUGGGACCAAGAGGAAGACUGAUUCUACCAGCGGUGUGUCACACCAGGCCCAAGGCCUGGCUCGUACCUCUGAGGGAGCCAUGCCAGGCACAGACGGUAAAGCGUUGUUAAAAUCUACUAUGUCCUCUAACAAGCGUAAGCGGCAUAAAUCUAACAAAGUUAAUCGGGACUCAUUGGCGGAACCAGGAUCCGAUGAUUUUGCCCUCCGUGAUAGGGCGCCGUCUGGCGUUAACACGGUGAAGCCUCUGGUGGAGUACGACGACAUUAGCUCGGACUCGGACACUUUUUCGGAACCUUCGUCCAACAAGCCUUCUGACAAGGCGGGCGGGGAGCGGUUCGACCCCUCACCGGACUACAAGGGUGACUUUAACCAAGAACCUGACACCAGGGAGAACCGGGGGCGCAGACAGUCCCGGAAAAAAAACAAGGAUCUGAAUAAAGUUCGAGAAUCUGGGAAUGGCCAACACGAGUUAAAGAAGAAGAGCAGCAAAGAGCGCGAGAAGAGCAGCACUGCGAAGAGCAAGGAGAAGUACGCUUCGUCAGGCUCGUCUUCCUCCAAACGCCAGCUCCAACCAGAAAGUGACACCAAGCGAGGGGAGUUGAUGCUCUCUAAUGCACAGACUGCCGCAAGUGUAGGAAGCACCACUUCCUCCACGUCUUCAUCCCGCAGCAAGGAGAGCGGUCGCUCAGGGAAGUCCCAGAAAGACCGGCAGCAGAGACGAGAAGGCAGAGGGGAGGAAGGCCGCAGCUCCUCACACCGGAGCCGGACUGACCGGACCCACCGCAAGUCCUCCAAGAGCCACAAGUCAAGCCCAAAGGGCAAGUCCUCAAGUAGGGGGAGCCCUCGCAGAAAGGGCACCAGCUCUGCUCUGUCACCCAGCGAGAGUCCACUGAGCUAUGGGCAACAAGGGGACGACAGCUUCUCCAGGCGGAGGAUGGCCCAGCAGAGCCCCAGCCCCUACAGGGACACCUACCACCGCGGCAGGCAAAGAUCAGACAGCCCCUACGGCACCAGGCACCGGUCCUCCAGCGUAGAGAGGGACAGCAGUCCCUAUUCAAGGAGAAGGUCCAACAGCCCUUAUGCUACCCGCAGGUCCUCCAGCACCAGCCCGGUGUCUCGACGCUCUGGCCGCUCCAGGAGUCGCUCUCCACCGCACUACGCCUCUCGGCGCUCCUCCUCUCGUUCCCGCAGCAAGAGGCACGCCACCUCUGGUGGAGCGGGAGGCAGCACCCACAGCAGUCGUGCGGCUAGCCGCUCACCUCCCUCCCGCCUACCCCUCAACUCCAGUCUGGGUGCCGAGCUCAGCCGCAGAAAAAAGGAACGUCUGGCUGCCGAAGCAGCGGCGGCGGCUCGUGCCGGCGCCAGUGGCACCGCUUCUCCCCUCCCAACAACAAACAAAGCUACAGCUUCUGCUCCACCGCGGCCCGCUAAAGCCGAACCCCCCCAGAUAGAAAAAGACUCACCAGCUAAUGUAGAAACUCAGCCUCCAUCAGCUCCACAGUUACCCUCUGAUGGUCCCAAUGCUGAAAAUGAAAUAACUCAACCUUUACCUUCCUCCUUCCCCACCUCGCCUGCACCACCUCCUCCUGAGCCCUCCCCACCAGUUCCACCAUGUCCAGCUAGCCAGGCGCCCCCACCUCCUCCCCAAACAGAAGCAGCCAUUCAGCCUCCUUCAAAUGCCACGUCCCGGCCUAAAUCGCCACCUUCGGUUCCCGUACGCAGUCCUGUUCGCCAGACCCCGCUCCACAAGACCUCCACUCUGCCCCCCCUGCCUUUACCACCUUUACUGCUGGGAGUCACCCAGGACAGUCCAAAGAAGUCCACCCCUCCUCAGAGGACGUCGAGGAAAGAGAAAGAGGUUCGCAACCGACCUUCCGUCAUCGACCUCCCUCUACCGCCCACUUUGCUUGGUGUUGACUCUUCGCCUCCACAGUCGCCCGUCCGGCAGCUGCCCCCGUUGCCCCAAACAGUUCUUAAGAAGAGACCAAAGAUUUGUUGCCCACGAUACGGUGAGCGCAAACAUGACCUGAGUGACUGGGGCAAACGCUGUGUAGAUAAGUUUGACAUAAUUGGCAUCAUAGGAGAAGGCACCUAUGGCCAGGUGUACAAGGCCAAGGACAAAGACACAGGUGAACUUGUUGCUUUGAAGAAAGUGCGAUUAGACAAUGAGAAGGAGGGUUUCCCCAUCACAGCCAUCAGAGAGAUCAAGAUCCUACGGCAGCUGAAACACCGCAGCGUCGUCAACAUGAAGGAAAUCGUCACGGACAAGCAGGAUGCUCUCGACUUCAAAAAGGAUAAAGGUGCUUUUUAUUUAGUUUUUGAGUACAUGGACCAUGACCUGAUGGGCCUUCUGGAGUCGGGCCUGGUCCAGUUCUCCCAUGAGCACAUCCGCAGCUUCAUGCGUCAGCUGAUGGAGGGCUUGGACUACUGCCAUAAGAACAACUUCCUGCACAGGGACAUCAAAUGCUCCAACAUCCUUCUGAACAACAGAGGUCAGAUCAAACUUGCUGACUUUGGUUUGGCUCGCCUUUAUAAUUCUGAUGAAAGUCGACCGUACACCAACAAGGUGAUCACACUGUGGUACCGGCCCCCUGAACUCCUGCUGGGUGAGGAGAGAUAUUCUCCAGCCAUCGAUGUUUGGAGCUGUGGGUGUAUUCUUGGAGAGCUCUUCACUAAGAAACCCAUUUUCCAGGCUAACCAGGAGCUUCUGCAGCUGGAGCUCAUCAGCCGUCUGUGUGGAAGUCCCUGUCCCGCGGCCUGGCCCGAUGUCAUCAAACUUCCCCUCUUCAACACGAUGAAACCCAAGAAGCAGUACAGGCGGCGGCUACGAGAGGAGUUUGCCUUUUUGCCUUCUCCAGCCCUGGACUUGCUGGACAGAAUGCUGACCCUUGACCCUUCACGCCGCUGCACAUCAGAGCAAGCUCUUUUCAGUGACUUUCUGAGUGAUGUAGACCCCAACAGGAUGCCUCCACCCGACCUUCCUCAUCAUCAGGACUGUCACGAACUGUGGAUUAAAAAGAAAAGACGUGCACGUCAGAGUGGGGUGCCCGAGGAUGUGCCUGUGCCCAAAGUGCCCCGUAAAGACACGGCUGGGACCUCAAGUGGAGAGAACAGCCGACCCAAGAGCAGCCCGACCGCACCCCCGCCCCCUCCUUCAGGGAAACCCCCCUCAACGGCCAAAUUGGAGAGCGAGUUGUCAGGUCUUGGAGCAGCUGCGGAGCAGCUGAACCAGACCGAGCUGGCUGUCCUGCUGAACCUGCUCCAGGGGCAGACUGAGCUCACUCCCACCCAGGUGGCCGAGCUCCUGAACCUGCCCAACCAAGAGACUCUCAGCCAGUUGCUGUCUGCCCUUAAUGAGACCUCUGACCACCAGGGAGCACCAGAGGACCAGACCCAGCCUCCCGCGCCUCCUGCUGCUGCUUCCCAGCCCCCAGAGCCCCCUCCUGAACCCCGGGAGCCCUCACCCACACCUGGAGACCCUCCUCUCAGUCAGGAAGAUCAGGCCAGCCUGCUGGCUCUCAUUUUGGGCCAAAUCAUUAAACCCCAACCCGAGGAGCAAAACGACGAGAGCAAUGGCAUUCAGUCAGAGGAGGCGCUGACACGCGAUGGUGCCGUGCCCAAAAGGAAGCAGCUCGUGUCCACCCAUCCGUGUGGGGAUCAGCGUCCCCCAUCUCCGCCCGGGUCUCCUUCUUCAGCUUCUCUUGUCGGGAGCUCCCAACCAGCCGAGUCAGAACCUCGGCCGGGCCAGGACAUCAGUCCUGCCGUGGCUGCUGCUUUGCUCCAGCUCAUCUCUCAGCAGGACCUGGAAGCUGCGGCCUCCGAGCAAAGCAAGGACACCUCCCCAGAUGAAGAUGCUUCUGGUCAAGGAGAACCUCCUCCCUGCUGGCCUUCAGACUCUGCUAAACCUCCGGCUGCAGCCGAGACUCCAAAGGGACUGGUGACUGCUGCUUCUGCCUCGUCGGCCAAGUUCCCAAAAGACCAGGACCUUCGUUUUUCCCAUGGAGCUGCUCGCUGAAGCUCCGUAUGCUGGUGAGUUCAACUGUCGUGGGACAGCUCCAGCAGCCCAGGCCUGAAGGGAAAGGCAGAUGGAGGACGCAGAGGGACACCUACAGAACUGGCUGGACCAAGAGCAGGUAGUGAAAGUCAGAUCAAAGAUUCCGAAAGUGAAUGUUUAAAUGAGAUGUUUGAAUCUCUCCUAAUGAAGCCAGCUGUUCUGUUGCAUUGUGGGAAUGUUUUCAGAUGGGCACAUCUGUCAGAGACGCUCACCUCCUUCAAAUCUUUGCUCUCUCCUGGACUCUGAAGGGUCUGGACAUGAAUGAAUUGCAGCUUUAGAUCUGAGGGCUAUGCAACUGAUCAGUUCCGAAACGAUCCCCCAUUAAAUGAAAGAUGGUCUCGUUUACCGUGAGAUUACGAAAAGUUUUCGGUUCGUUUUUGAAGCCAGCCCUGAUUUUCAGCCUUGACGCCACCGAAUGGCCUCGGGUUCAGACCUGAGCUCUGCAGGUGGGGUGAUUCUCUAACGGUGAGAGCAGCAAAGCCUUUGUGUUGUGACGAGCCUGUAGUUCUUAUGUUUCUGUCUCAAAUGGAUUAAACCCACGCUGAUGGACCACUCUGUAACACACCUGCUCUUCUAACUGAAGUAGGAAUCUAGAAAAAUACACUCAGACGUUUGUUUUAAAUUGCUCUACAUGCUUUGCAGAAAAAUUCUUUUCCUUCGGUAUUUUCUUUCAUUAUUUUCUAUAUAAAUAAAAUGUGACCAGGCUUUAAAAAUAACGGCCAGUUUUUCUGUUUCUCUCUUUUUUUUUUUUGAUGUGGAAAAAGAGGAAAAAUAUGUAUAAAAAAUAUCAGAAACCUUUAUAAUAUGUGUUUACUUGGCUUGGUUCAUUAAAGGAAGUCAUGUGACCAGCUGAA
Molecule: messenger RNA, 5722 nt
Organism: Nothobranchius furzeri (turquoise killifish)
Lineage: Eukaryota; Metazoa; Chordata; Actinopteri; Cyprinodontiformes; Nothobranchiidae
Gene: cdk12
Product: cyclin dependent kinase 12
Biological process (GO): protein phosphorylation; positive regulation of transcription elongation by RNA polymerase II
Cellular component (GO): nucleus; cyclin/CDK positive transcription elongation factor complex
Molecular function (GO): ATP binding; cyclin binding; RNA polymerase II CTD heptapeptide repeat kinase activity
Source: RefSeq, a predicted model, not a curated record